AUGCCUCUCAAGGUGCUCCCCGCCGGUAAGGCCGACAUGUACCGCGCAGCCGUGAUCGAGCGCCAUGCCUACGCGCCCCUAAAGACCAAUGAUAUCUUGUUUCCUGGUCCCCUACUAGCAGAUUCUCUGAAGUACCGUGCCGGAGACCUUGAGAAAGAAGUCGAGGAACCGAACGUUUUCUGGUUCAAGGUCGUAGACACAGAUAUUGAAGGUGAUGAGUCUGAGCAAACGAUCUCGGUCGCGAAAUGGACUGUCUAUGACCAGAACCACCCCGUGAAGCCCAAAUCGCCGCGAAGCCUCCCGCCAGGGUCAAAUGCAGAGGCCUGCGAGCUCUUAUUUGGAACGAUCGAUAAGUUGCAGCCGAAGCACAUCGGAGGCAGGCCCCAUAUCUUCUUUGGCAUACUCGCCACGGAAGCCAAACAUCAAGGCCGCGGCGCGGCCAGUCUGCUCUUGAAGAAGUGCAUUGAGGAAGCAGAGGCAAAGAGGCUGCCGAUCUAUCUUGACUCUUCGGAGAUGGGUCAUCCCGUCUACCUGAAGCAUGGCUUCCGUGAUCUUGAGGAGGUGGCGACGGAUUUCAGUAAGUGGGGUUUGGAGAAGCCGCAUUUGUUGUGGGCUAUGAUCAAAGAACAGUGACGCUAGCAAAUCGACCCUCUGUGUUGAUAUGG
Messenger RNA from Cryphonectria parasitica EP155, 665 nucleotides. RefSeq lists its product as uncharacterized. The coding region runs from base 1 to 633 and encodes 210 amino acids. The record is from RefSeq and is a predicted model, not a curated record. NCBI's taxonomy places the organism in Eukaryota, Fungi, Ascomycota, Sordariomycetes, Diaporthales, Cryphonectriaceae. Gene Ontology annotation, molecular function: acyltransferase activity, transferring groups other than amino-acyl groups. The transcript has 3 exons.